Molecule: messenger RNA, 1333 nt
Organism: Chiloscyllium plagiosum (whitespotted bambooshark)
Lineage: Eukaryota; Metazoa; Chordata; Chondrichthyes; Orectolobiformes; Hemiscylliidae
Gene: smdt1a
Product: single-pass membrane protein with aspartate-rich tail 1a
Biological process (GO): mitochondrial calcium ion homeostasis; calcium import into the mitochondrion
Cellular component (GO): uniplex complex
Source: RefSeq, a predicted model, not a curated record
AUCCGGUGACGUCACAAUCAUCCUCCCACCAAGAUGGCCGCGGUCGGGCGGUUUCUUCUCGGGAUCGGCGGCUCCUUGCGGGCUGGGGUGACGCGGGGCCUUCUCAAUCCCCACAUUAAAGCUGGGGGUCAGUUUAACUCUUCUAGAAAAGUGGUGAUGUCAAAAUCGGGUGCUAUUUUGCCCAAGCCCGUCAAGACUCCCUUUGGUCUCAUGAAAGUCUUUAUUGUGGUCAUCCCUUUUCUGUACAUGGGCACUCAGAUCAGCAAGAGCUUCGCUUCACUACUGGAGGAACAUGAUAUUUUUGUCCCAGUGGAUGAUGAUGACGAUGAUUAACUAACAGAUUUCUGCUGUGACUUAGAGCUGCUCUCAUUGGACUGCACACUAUAGUAACGACUAACUGUACAUAUUCCUGUAUCUGAAGCUUUGGCUAGGAAACACAAGACCCUGAGAGAAUGAAAACUUCUCAAUAUUUUGCAUGUGUUGUAUAUAAUGUGUGCUUAAGGGAAAAUUUAGACUUUUAAAGAGCGUGUCCAUUCUGAUGGGUUAUGUGCAUUGCACUGAACGGAGUUUUUCAAUUUGUUUCUCCUCCCUGUUCUGAAAAAACAUUCCCCUUCUCUGUUUUCCUUGAGACAUUGACUCAAAUAUGGAUCUAUAAUAACAGGUUAUCUUUUUAAAUUUUGAGACAGGCUGCAGCCUGAUCUGUAUACAUGUUGUGUGCAUUCUUUAAUUUGAACUGUAGUGGUCCCUAGCUUUGAGUGUGGACAUGGUUUGCCCAUUGACAGUAGGGUGAAGACAAAAGGAUCUUUAGAUUUAAAAUGCAUUUUGCAGUACAGCCCUCAUGUUUUACAUCAUUCCAGGGAGUUUAAAUACAAUUGAAUAUAAUUAUUUCAAAAAAAAAUAAAAGCUUUAAAUGUUUACAGUCAUUCAAGUUAUGAUCUUCAGUAUCUGAAUUUCAGAAGUAUCAAGUGAACUGAAACUUAAUUGAGUAAACUGUUUGUACCUAAAAUAAUCAGAGCUGUUGUAAGAUUUGAUAUUUAGAGAUGGACAUGAACACAAUUGUUUUUUGACCAAGAAGUUCCUAGCUAUAUCUUGUGGUGGCAUGUGAAUGAGAAGGACACUGAUUCCAGGGACUGUUCCAGUCUAUAUUUUAUUGGGUUGCAUGUUUUCUUAAAUAAAAACAUUUAACCCCAUGACAUGCAAUUAAAGUCUCCUCCUCAGUCUGAAGAUUUACUGAGUGUGUUGUUUGAUUGGGUUGCAGCUGCCAAUGUUGUCGAAGGAGCUACAACCAUCUGUGACCAUGUCAAUCACGGCAAUAAAUCUUGUUCAAAUCCAA